CCACAUGCAUUCAUUACUUAACCAAAGUUAGGUGCGACAUUUAAGCCAAGUUCAGCAGAUAACACCUGCUUUGCUACCAGAUCAGCAUCUUUGUUUCUCACACGAGAAAUCCAAGAAAAAGAAAAGAACUCAAAAGAUAGAACAACAGAUUUAAUAUCUGUAACGAUUCCGCAAAUCUCCAAAAUAGCACAUUUCUAAGUUUAUAUCACAAAAAUAACACUCAAAAACUAAAAUAACCAAAAUAGCAUUUUAUCUUUUGAAAAUUUUAAAUUUUUUUAUUUUUAAAAAUAUGAAAUCUUAUCCCCAAAACCUCACUUCUCAACUCUAAACUCUAAAACCUAAACUCUAAACUCAAAAUCCUAAAUUUUAAAUCAUAAACCCUAUCCCUUAAGUGCUAUUUUUGUGACUUUUGGCCUUGAGUGUUAGUUUGAAAACAAAAACUUGAUUUAGUGUUAUUUUGGUCUUUUUGUUUAUUUCUUAUGCUUGUGAAAAGAAAACGUUGAUGUCAUUGCAGUUUGCCAUUGCGUGCAGAGCAGCAGAGGUGUGAUCUUUUUCGACGGGGAAUUAAAAAAAUGCUUAAAAAUUGGUUGUACAUUAUUAAAAAGCAAUAAAGUAUUCAAGGAUUGCAAACAAGAAAAAUGUUACCAACAAUGACUGUGAAGAAUAUAUUUUAGUAUUCGUUAUCAUUGUAUAUAUUACAACACGAGAUUCAGCCAUAUUAAUUAAAAAAGUUAUGUCACAAAACAGUUCAACACCUCAUAUGGUUGUAGAUUUUUUUGACAUACAAGUUGAUUUUUUUUUAUACAUAGUUAACUUCAGCAUGAAGCAACUCUAUAUUGCAUUCAUGUGAAGAAUUGAUAAAUCUACGAGUUAAAUUGUAUAAAAGUAUCAGAAUUUAUAUAGUUAAUUAUACCAAUCUAACAUGUGAUUAAUUCAAAUAUAUAUCACCAAAAAUUAAGUAGUUUACUUAUAACCAUCACUUAUACAGUAAUACUAUACAAAUAUAAAAUUAGUUUUUAAUAUUUCAUAAAUUCCUUUUAAAUAUUUAUCAUAAAGUUAUCUCUACCAAAUUAUUCAUAAUCAUUUACCCAAACAUAUCCUAAAAGAUUCCUAGUCUUUUAAAUAGUCAGUUAAAAAUUAUCUCACCAUUGGAAUACAUUUCUUAGCUUAUUUUGUACUGUUAAUAAAAAAAAUGCUUAUUUUGUACUUAAACUAAUACUACUGAGGUACUCAGCAAUGAGAUUGCUGUAGUGACAAAAACCAAAAGUCUUCCUGCUCUGCUUUUUAAAUGGAUUUAAUGAAAUAGUCAAAUGUUGCUACUUGCCACCACGAGCACACCAUUACCGCCAAAGUUAUGUAUAUAAUCAUAUAUAUAAUUACAGUAAGGUCAAUACUAACCACCAUAAUGAAAUAGUCGUCAUAUGAUCACCACGAGCUCACCAUUACCCACCAUAAUUGUACAUAGACAUACAUAUAUUUAUGAUAAGACCAUGCACCAUAGUCUUGAAGCAGACAAUGGAGCUUCCUUUAUUUGCAGCGCUUCAAAGAACACCACGAGUUGCACUUACAUUAUCAUUUGUUCUAUUUUCCCUCACAAUAGUCCCUGCUUUAUAUUCUCUCCUAGCCAAUCCAAUCUCACCUCUACUAGUCUCAUCAUCCGAGACUGAUGGCCCCUUUCCAUCGGAUCAUAUGCAUCUCAGUCCUCUAAAUUCUCCAUCUGUUCGGACUAUUUCACCUGUGAAUAGUCCCCUUCAUGCUCCAUAUCAUACAAGACAUCAGAAGUCUUCAUCCGGUAAGAUUCCUUCACCUAACAUUAGUCCAAUUCCGGUUCCACCUGAUCAUACCCUUUCGAGACAUCAGCAUUCUUCAUCCAAUCAGAGUCCCUCACCCGUCAACGGUUCCAUUCCCGCUCCACUCAAUUCAUCCUCAGUCACAACUUCAAAAUCAAGGACGCAGAUCAGAGAUAAUGAACAGAGGUGUGAUCUUUUCAACGGUGAAUGGAUACCAAACGAUGAAUCUCCAUACUAUAACAUGACGUGCUGGGCGAUACAAGAGCACCAGAACUGCAUGCAGUUCGGGAGACCAGACACAGGGUUCAUGAGAUGGAGGUGGAAGCCGGACGGCUGCGACCUCCCCAUCUUUGAUCCUAAUGAGUUUUUAGAAAUGGUUAGAGGGAAGUCCAUGGGGUUUGUUGGUGAUUCCAUUAGCAGAAACCAAGUCCAGUCUCUCUUGUGCCUUCUCUCUAGGGUGGAAUAUCCUGAAGACAUUUCUUCUUCACCAGAUAUAGCUUUCAAAGUAUGGAACUACACAUCCUAUAACUUCAUUCUACAUGUCAUGUGGUCAUUUCUAGUGAAGACUACUAAACCUGACCCUACAGACCCCAAGUCCAACUUCUUCAGCCUCUACCUCGACGAGUAUGAUAACAAGUGGACGAGUCAGAUCAACCAGCUUGACUUCCUGAUUAUAUCAUCAGGCCACUGGUUUUACCGGCCUCUAAUUUUCUACGAAAAUGAAAAACUCUCCGGAUGCCAAUACUGUUCGUUACCAAACACAACUGAGUUGCCUUUGCACUAUGGAUACACGAAGGCUUUAAGAACAUCUCUAAGAGGUAUACUCGAGAAUUUCACUGGUUUGGCAAUUAGGUUCCUACUGAAAUAAGCUAUCUAACAUAUAGUUUUUUUGAGCUUUUUAUAUGUUGGAGACUUGACAGUUCUGACUGGUGAGACAAACUAGUAACAUUAACAACAUAUCAGACUGAAAUAUCUUGUGUGAGAACAUGAAGAAAGUUUGAGAAUACAGCCAGAGUUGAUGUAAG
This is a messenger RNA of Brassica rapa (field mustard), 2815 nucleotides long. Its product is annotated as protein trichome birefringence-like 21. Gene Ontology annotation, cellular component: Golgi apparatus. Lineage: Eukaryota; Viridiplantae; Streptophyta; Magnoliopsida; Brassicales; Brassicaceae. The record is from RefSeq and is a predicted model, not a curated record. Gene Ontology annotation, molecular function: O-acetyltransferase activity.